AGUCUUGACGUUUUCCCGCGAGAAGUGUUUGCUAAUGUCUGGAGCGGGAAGGGGAGAACGUCCCUUUAAAGUAUAGUUGUGCGACAGUGCCCCUAGCUUGAUACAUUUUUCGGUCCAGUGCUGUCAAGAGUCGGGAUUCCGUGCUGCGAGGCAAGAUGCUGAAGUCCAAGACUUUCUUGAAAAAGACACGGGCGGGGGGCGUGAUGAAGAUCGUGCGCGAGCACUACUUACGGGACGACAUCGGCUGCGGUGCGCCGGGGUGUGCGGCCUGCAGCGGCGCGCACGAGGGAGCGGUCCUGGAGUCGCAGCCCCUAGACCCGCCGAGCAGCCUCUGCCCGCAGCCGCACUAUUUGCUACCUGACACCAACGUGCUGCUGCACCAGAUUGAUGUUCUUGAGGACCCUGCCAUCAGGAAUGUAAUUGUCCUACAAACAGUUAUGCAAGAAGUGAGGAAUCGGAGUGCCCCGGUAUAUAAACGAAUCCGAGAUGUGACUAAUAACCAGGAGAAGCAUUUCUAUACUUUCACUAACGAGCACCAUAGAGAAACGUACGUGGAACAAAAACAGGGAGAAAAUUCGAAUGAUAGGAAUGAUAGAGCCAUUAGAGUAGCAGCAAAAUGGUACAAUGAACACUUGAAGAAAAUGUCAGCAGAGAAUCAGCUGCAAGUUGUCUUCAUCACCAAUGACAGGAAAAACAAAGAGAAAGCCAUAGAAGAGGGAAUACCAGCUUUCACUUGUGAAGAAUAUGUAAAGAGCCUAACUGCUAACCCUGAACUCAUAGAUCGCCUUGCUUGUUUGUCUGAAGAAGGGAACGAAAUAGAGAGUGGGAAAGUAAUAUUUUCAGAGCAUCUUCCCUUAAGUAAGCUGCAACAAGGCAUAAAAUCCGGUACAUAUCUUCAAGGAACAUAUAGAGCCAGCAGGGAAAAUUACUUAGAAGCUACAGUAUGGGUUCAUGGAGACGCUGAAGAAAAUAAAGAGAUAAUCUUACAAGGACUUAAAAAUUUAAACCGAGCUAUUCAUGAAGACAUUGUGGCUGUGGAGCUUCUCCCCAAGAACCAGUGGGUAGCACCAUCUUCUGUGGUUCUACAUGAUGAAGGUCAAAAUGAAGAUGAUGUGGAGAAAGAAGAGGAAAGAGAACUCAUUAUUAGGGCUGCUGUAAGUGAAAAAAUGUUAAAGCCUACAGGUAGAGUCGUGGGAAUAAUAAAAAGGAAUUGGAGACCGUACUGUGGGAUGCUCUCCAAGUCUGACAUUAAGGAGUCAAGAAGACAUCUCUUUACACCUGCUGACAGGAGAAUUCCUCGAAUUCGGAUAGAAACCAGACAGGCUUCAGCAUUGGAGGGACGGAGAAUUAUCGUUGCUAUUGACGGAUGGCCCAGAAAUUCCAGAUACCCAAAUGGACACUUUGUGAGAAACUUAGGUGAAGUUGGAGAUAAAGAGACUGAGACAGAGGUUUUGUUGCUGGAACAUGAUGUUCCCCAUCAGCCUUUUUCUCAGGCUGUUCUCAGCUUUCUGCCAAAGAUGCCCUGGAGCAUUACUGACAUGGACAUGAAAAACCGAGAAGACCUGAGACAUCUGUGUGUUUGCAGUGUGGACCCCCCAGGAUGCACCGAUAUUGAUGAUGCUCUGCAUUGUCGAGAACUUGAAAAUGGAAAUUUGGAGGUUGGUGUUCAUAUUGCUGAUGUUAGCCAUUUUAUUAGGCCAGGAAAUGCUUUGGAUCAAGAGUCAGCCAGAAGGGGAACAACUGUGUAUCUUUGUGAAAAGAGGAUUGACAUGGUUCCAGAGUUGCUUAGCUCUAACUUAUGUUCCUUAAGAUGUAACGUUGACAGGCUGGCAUUUUCAUGUAUUUGGGAAAUGAAUCACAAUGCUGAAAUCUUAAAAACAAAGUUUACAAAAAGUGUCAUUAAUUCAAAGGCUUCCCUUACGUAUGCUGAAGCUCAGAUGAGAAUUGAUUCGGCAACCAUGAAUGAUGAUAUUACCAUUAGUCUCCGUGGAUUAAAUAAACUAGCUAAAAUUUUGAAAAAAAGAAGAAUUGAAAAAGGGGCUUUGACUCUGUCUUCUCCGGAAGUUCGCUUUCAUAUGGACAGUGAAACUCACGAUCCUAUAGAUCUACAGACCAAGGAGCUCAGAGAAACAAAUUCCAUGGUGGAAGAAUUUAUGUUACUUGCCAAUAUCUCUGUUGCAAAAAAAAUUCAUGAAGAAUUUUCUGAACAUGCUCUGCUUCGAAAACAUCCUGCUCCUCCUCCAUCAAAUUAUGAAAUUCUUGUUAAGGCAGCUAAAUCCAAGAAUUUGGAAAUUAAAACUGAUACAGCCAAGUCUUUGGCUGACUCUUUGGAUCGGGCUGAUUCUCCUACGUUCCCGUAUCUGAACACUCUCUUAAGAAUCCUGGCCACUCGCUGCAUGAUGCAAGCUGUGUACUUCUGCUCUGGGAUGGAUAAUGAUUUUCAUCACUAUGGCUUAGCGUCCCCCAUAUACACACAUUUCACUUCACCCAUCAGAAGAUAUGCAGACAUCAUCGUUCACCGGUUGUUGGCCGUGGCUAUCGGGGCCGACUGUACUUACCCAGAGCUGACAGACAAGCACAAGCUUGCAGACAUAUGCAAGAACCUCAACUUCCGGCACAAAAUGGCUCAGUAUGCCCAGCGUGCAUCCGUGGCUUUUCAUACCCAGUUAUUUUUCAAAAGCAAAGGAAUAGUAAGUGAAGACGCCUAUAUUCUCUUUGUGAAAAAAAAUGCUAUCGUGGUAUUAAUUCCAAAAUAUGGUUUAGAAGGUACAGUUUUUUUUGAAGAAAAGGACAAACCAAAGCCACGGCUUAUUUAUGAUGAUGAGAAACCUUCACUUAAAAUAGAAAACACAGUGUUCCAUAUAUUUGAUAAAGUUAAAGUGAAAAUCAUGUUGGACUCAUCUAAUCUUCAGCAUCAGAAAAUUCGAAUGUCCCUGGUGGAACCAUGGAUACCAGGUAUAAGUGUUCCUAGCGAUACUUCAAACACGGACAUUAAUGAACCAGACAAAAAGAAGAAGAAGCUUGAAAAAUAGCUACAAUCAACAAAAAACCUUAAAGGAUUGGUGUCCUUAAAAAAAAAAAGAAAGAAAGCUUGAGAAGACAUUUUUAAACCUAAGAAGUGUGUGAAAAUUUAUUACUGUAUCGUGCAUUUUGAUAAUUUGAAAAAUUGCAUUUUUAAAAACUGACUAUAUUUUAUGGAUUUUGCUAUUACAGUUGUCUCAACUUUUCCCCUUUUUGCCCCCCUCCACCCAGCACCCCCCAUUCCCGCAGGCAUUCCCCCCAACAAUAUUCAUGUACGUGGGUCAUAUGUAUAAGUUCUUUGGCUACUCCAUUUCCUACGCUGUACUUUACAUCCCCAUGGCUAUUCUGUAACUACCUGCUUGUACUUUUUAAUCCCCUCACCUCUUCACCCAUCUCUCCCACCCUCCUCCUAUCAGGUAACCAUCAAAACACUUUCUGGAUCCACGGUUCUAUCUCUGUUGUUCUUCUUUGCUUUUUAGAUUCAGUUGUUGAUAGAUUUGUAUUUUUUGCCAUUCUGUUGUGCAUAGUUUUUCUUAAAUGAGCCCCUUUAACAUUUUAUAUAAUGGUUUAGUGUAUAAUGAAGUCCUUUAGUUUUUUCUUGUCUAGGAAGCUCUUUAUCUGCCCUUCAGUUCUAAUUAUCUUUGCCAUAUGUGUAGAGCUUUUUGGCUGUAGGUCCCUGCUUUUCAUGACUUUAUUUCUUGCUAAUCCCUUCUAGCCUGCAGUUUAUUUUGAGAAGUCAUCUGACAGUCUUUUAGGAAUUUCCCUAUAGGUAACUAACCUCUUUUCUUUGGGGGCUUUUAAGAUUCUCUUUAUCUUUAACCUUUGGCAUUUUAAUUAUGAUGUGUCUUGGAGUGGCCUCUCUGCAUCCAUCUUGUUUGGGACUCUGUGCUUAAAGAUUUGCAUAUUUAUUGAACUGUUGACUGUGUCUGUCCCAUCAUACUACUUGACUUCUGGAUUGAACAGACCUGUUUAUGCAGACAAAUUCAAUUGAAUAUCCAUCACUUAAGUAGUGACAGGCUGGCAAAUUCAGGGAUCUGUGUAGAUCAUUUAAAGAGGGCAUUCAUUUGCUCAUUGAAGAGCAGAUUAAACUUACAUAAGUAAUUCGAUUAUUUAAUAUUGGUAGAAAAACUACCAUUUUCCUAUGGAGAAAAACAGCACAUUUUUAGAAGUAGAACAAUCUGUCAUUUCUAAAUCUUGAAAGCUGUGUUUGGUGUGACAGUUUGUACAUUUCAAGACAAUUAAGAUCUGUUGGGAAAUUCAGUAAUCAUUGCUAUUUUUAAUUUAUCUAGCUUCCAUAUGUGCUCUCUUUCUGUUAGAAAGCCUCCUGCAGUUUUUUAAUGAUCCUUGAACAGCUGUCGAGCGUUUGGGAAUUGAAUGUCACAGGAAAGCAAGAUGUAGGAUAUUUUGAUGUGACUGAAAAAAUAGUUGUUUUAUAGCAGGUAAUGUGAUCAUCAUCCUUGACCUUCACCUCAAACAUCUCCUUUGAAGUAGGGCAUUAGGAUUCAAAGAAAGAAUGGAUAGUACUUUAAAUGUCACAUCAAAUGUUACUUAAAAAACAAAAAGCAGCUAAUGGAUGGCCUAAACUUUGUAUGUAUCAGAUUAUGUAGGAAAGGGUGGGUGGUGUAAGUACACAUUAAAGGGAGCACACCGAAGUCUCUUCCCUUGUUAACCCACACAAUUAAAUUUCUGUUUUCCAAAAUAUUUUGAGAUAGCUACCUUAAAACAUUUUACUUAUUCAAUCUCUAAAGUACCUACAGCAUACCAGGCUUCUCACCAGGCAGGUAAACUGCCUUUGCCGGGAAGGAGUUUGCGGCACAGUGGAGUGGCAGACAGCAGGGUGUGCUAGUGGGAAUGGUUACAGUGUGUGCUUCAGGCACUGGGUAAUUGUGAAAUGAUGUUCCCAUUUCCUGUUACUGAGGAAGACAUCCAUACACUGAGGAAGAAAUUGUUUCAGCUAACGGAAAGAUAGCUUUGAGUUGUCUUGGGUCCCAGUAAUGGACUAAGACAAGAGCAGGAGUCAAGAAGUCUUUUUGUGCAGGGCCAGACGUGUGAGGCUCUGCGGCAGGGCAGUCGGUCUGCUCCAACCUUAAUGCUCAACUCGCAUUGACAGGGCGGAUGCGGCCAUAGGCUGCACAGAAACAAGUGAGCGUGGCUAUUUCACAAUAUUCACGUGCCGUAAAAUAUUACCCACUUCAUUUUCUCCUCCCCAGACAAUUGAAAAAUUCUUGGCCCAUGGAGCACAGUUUACCUGCAGUAGAGGAAAAGGGAGGCUUCUUGGUAAAACAAGGAGGCUUUAACUGACUUUAUCUUUCCAAGUUUUUUUUUUUUUCCUGUGCCUUAUUAAUGAGGCAGGUCUAAUUCAGGCAUUAGUUCCUACUGAGUAGUUUUACAUGAAAUAUUUCACUUAAAGAGCUCUGUUGGGUAGGGCUCUUCUCCCCAUUUAACAGAUGAGAAAAUUUGAGGCUUUCAUGGCCCAGAUCAAGUAGUUCAGUGACAGGUGGUGUCAGACUCCCAAGUUACCGUCAGUAGUUUCUACUUGUGCUAUCAAACACACGCGCGUGCACACACACAGCCAGGGGAGCUCCUACCCCUGGAACCUAGGACUGUUAUGUGUAGCAAGGGUCUUAACUUGUAUCGAUUCUAAAGGCUGUGUGUUUAAGGAUUCAACUUCCUGAUGCAGAAUCUUUAGCAAUGGACCUAGUGGCUAAUAAUUUUAAGUUAUUUUGCUGGGGGAGAGGAGGAGCCAACUACACAGUAAGAAACAUUUUUUAGACAUUAGCAAUAAGCUCAUGAGGUACAAAAAAAUGAUGAAAAUGACACAAUGACAGGAUGCCUUUAUUUCCUAGGGCUGCAUAUGAAUUGUUACUCCUUUAUGAAUCAGUUUUAAAAAAGUGAUUUGUAAAUAGGACUACAUUUUCCAAAGGUAAAUACCCCCCAAAACUGAAAUUCCCAGUCUACUCUCAACAUGAAUGUAAGUUCUGCCCAGCCAUUCCCUCCAGGUCUAAAGUCCCACGGGAGCCCCGGUGUCGCCCAGUCCCUGCUGUCUGACCUGGCGCUGCCGUGUUCUCACUCCUCGCCCCAGCAGGUUUGAGCUGGGAAGGGUGUAUUUACCCCAGGGAUGGAGAUACACCCUGGGCAUCCCGCAUCUACCGCACUAAUAAAAACAAUACAUAAUAUAAAGGUGUUGUUACUACAACCUUUUCUAGUAUUUACAGUUUUUAAAGUAGUCACCAGGCCAGUUACCACUGGAACUCCAUGGAAAUACAGAGUCCAAAAAUGAAAAAUUUUGGAAACCUGCCUAACCUCCCAAAUUUGUUUUAUAUCUAAAUCAGGUUUCUUUCACAGCAUUUACAAAUUUAAAUUCAUCUGUAGAUUCACAUAUUUUUUCCAUAAAAUAAAACAGCACGUUCACAGUUCCACACAUUCUCAGAACGGCUACACGCAGUGCUCUGUGUAGGGCCAGUAAGCAGUUCACCGACCCUGUAAGGACAGGUGCCAAGUCCUCGCUCAAGUCUUUUAUUGUAAAACAUCACUCAAGGUGAGUACAAAAAUAUUUAUUGAC
Molecule: messenger RNA, 6583 nt
Organism: Phyllostomus discolor (pale spear-nosed bat)
Lineage: Eukaryota; Metazoa; Chordata; Mammalia; Chiroptera; Phyllostomidae
Gene: DIS3
Product: DIS3 homolog, exosome endoribonuclease and 3'-5' exoribonuclease
Exons: 21
Coding region: 156-3032 (958 amino acids)
Biological process (GO): rRNA catabolic process
Cellular component (GO): cytoplasmic exosome (RNase complex); nuclear exosome (RNase complex)
Molecular function (GO): endonuclease activity; 3'-5'-RNA exonuclease activity; RNA binding
Source: RefSeq, a predicted model, not a curated record